AUGUCUGGUCUUGACGAGUUCCCACUCUUCUUCGGCACAUCAACCCCGUUCCCUCCAGUCAACAUGAUCACCCUCGGCACCCUCACCCUCGCCCUCCUCACGCCGUCCAGGCGGUCGAGGCCCAGUCCUCGGCUGCGGCAAGGCGCCCCCGUCCCGGGCACCAAGUCCAUGACCGUCAACGGCAGGCAGAGACAGUACAUCCUCCAGCUGCCCAACAACUACGACCGCAACAAGCAGCACCGCGUCGUCAUUGGCUACCAUUGGCGUGAUGGCUCCAUGAACGAUGUUGCCAGCGGUGGCUUCUACGGCCUCCGUCAGCUGGCCGCACCAUCUUUGUCGCCCCAACGGCUUGAACGCCGGCUGGCCAACAACGGUGGCGAGGACAUCACCUUCACCGACCAGAUCGUUGCCAUGCUCAAGAACGACCUCUGCGUGAACGAGGGCGAGUUCUUCGCCACCGGCUGGAGCUACGGCGGUGCCAUGAGCCACAGCGCAGCCUGCUCUCGUCCCGACGUCUUCAAGGCCGUAGCCGUCAUCGCCGGCGCCCAGCUAUCCGCGCAGCGGCGGCAACUCCCCUGUCGCCUACCCGGCAUGCACGGCGCCGCCGACAACGUCCUUCCAUCUCAAUGGGCCGUCAGCUCCGCGACAAGUGGCUUCCAGACCAACGGCUGCACCUCCAAGAACGCCCCUGCCUUCCGUCGCCAGCAGAACCACAUCAAAGAAAUGGUGUCCGCGACGGCAACCUUCAGUAUCGCCAGAUCGAAUCGCCGAGGUGGCAUUCCUGCUCUGGCACCACGAGAUAUGUCGGGCAGUCAAACACAAAGCUCAAGACAAAGUUCCAACCCCGUUAAGCGACCGCUUCACCCACCAUGA
This is a messenger RNA of Podospora bellae-mahoneyi, 873 nucleotides long. RefSeq lists its product as uncharacterized. Gene Ontology annotation, biological process: proteolysis. Gene Ontology annotation, molecular function: serine-type peptidase activity; feruloyl esterase activity. The record is from RefSeq and is a predicted model, not a curated record. Lineage: Eukaryota; Fungi; Ascomycota; Sordariomycetes; Sordariales; Podosporaceae.